AUGGAGUCAUCAUCCGAGGUCAAAAGAUCGACCCAAGUCAUCACUAUACAACCAAAUGAUACAGUACUGACUGCAUUUCCCUAUGAACCUCAUACCUCUCUGUUGGAUUUCCUGAAGGGAGAACCAAAAGUCUUAGGGGCUAUCCAGAUCCUGCUGGCACUGAUCACUGGGGGCGUCGGAACUAUAUUUGCAUUUAAUUACAUCAAUUUCUCCCAGAAAUUUCCCCUCGUUUUCCUCACAGGAUAUCCAUUCUGGGGAGCACUUAUUUAUGUUAUUACAGGAUACCUCACAGGAAUCAAUGACAAGGAAAAACGUCUGAGACGAGGUGUCACGGCCAUGAACGUUAUCAGUUCCUUGGUUGCAGUGGCUGGGAUUACUCUAACCAUUAUCAGCUACAGAUACCAGCACAAGUACUGCCAGAUGCCUUCCCUCGAAGGAAUAUGUGUUAUAGGUAGAAUUCUUUUCAAUGGAAUUUUGUCAGUCUUACUGAUCAUCAGCAUAGCAGAGCUCAGCAUUGCUGUGACUAUCGCCUCCUUCAGAAGCAAGUGCUGGACAAACUCCGAUGAGAUUGUAUUUUUCUUGCCUUCGGAUGUUACUCAAGAUAGUGAACUAUCUGCCCCUGAAGAAAAUGCUGCAAUACAAUUUGAGCUUCAAGAACAGUCUUCCACUGAUGAUUCAACGACAUACAAGCAACGUGUUUUCAUUGGAGGCUAUACUUUCUUCAAGUUAAGAAUCUCAAGAAAUCCUUUAGCUUUUCAACAUUCAAGGAAGAGAGGCAGCAAUAUUUACUAUACAUCUUCUGCAUCUGUGCUAGAUGAACCUAAAAAUAUCCCUCCACCUUCACAACAUCAUGAAGAACAAACUAAGCUGAAAUCUUUGUCUCCCACAUCAGAGAAAAAGCCCACAGAAAAUACUCCAUACACUGAACAACUGAAAGAUGAAGACCUAAAAUCUGCUAUCGCACAACCCCCAAGAAAGCAAACCCAAAUGGUGCAGUCCCUAGCUCCACCACUCCAAGUUUUUCCAUCCUAUUCCAUAAAAAAACUCCAAGUGUUACCAACCAAACACUUGCUGUCCCAAGCUCUGCCAGUACAAGCCCCAACACCCUAUGUCACACAGCCUCAUGGCCAGACAUCGGAAGACAUGCCAUACCAAGACGUAUCAUCCCAAGACACACAAUCCCAAGACAUGAUAUCCCCAUAUCCACCAUCCCAAGGCAUAACUAACCAAGAUCUGCUUUCUCAAGUACCAGGUCUUCCAGCACAAGUCAUGCUAUUUGAAGCUCCAACAUUCCAUGCUGCACAGUCCUCUAAUAUAAAACGCCUAGAUCAGCAGUCCCUUCAACAUCAAAACCAGCAAUUUAGGCAAGUAGCAUAUCAAGACAUGCAAUCAGAAGUCAAGUUACUGACCCAAGAAUGGAAAUCUAAGAAGGAAUUCCACAGCAGGAAAUCCUCAAAGUGGCAAUCCCUAGACUGGGAAAACAAAAAUUGUCCAUCUCUAAAGUCACAUAAUUUAGAGCAGCAAAACAAAGUCUUGCAAUAUCCAAAACAGAAAUCCCCAGACCUGCAAAUUCAAGGCCAGCAAUCUCCAAAAAGGAAAUCCCUUGACGAGCACAUCAAGGACUGGCUAUCCCCAAAGAGGCACUCCAUAGAUAAGCAAAUCCAAGUUAAGCAAGACAGACAGCAACACCCAGAUCAGCAAGCUGAAGACCUGCAGGUCCAAGAGCAGCUACAUCAAGAUGGGCAAUUCCAAAUCCAGGAAUACCAAGGCUGGCAAUUUUCAGGCCAACAAUCCCAAGAUUGGAGAGUUCAAAGCUGGAGAAGCAAAGAUUGGAAAGUGCAGGAAAUGCAAGUAGAUAUGCCACAUUCCCUAAAGUGGGACUCUCAAAUCCUGCAAACCCAAGAUCUAUUAGAGAAAGAAUCCCUAAAGCAGACAGCUCUACAACAAGAAGCCCAAACUGUGCAUGCCAUAACUCGACAUCAACAAUUACAAAGCAUUCCAUUUCAAGACAGUCAGUAUCAAGGUAAGAACCAACAAGACCUUAAAUCCACAGAUAUCCAAAAAGAAGAUAUGCAAAUAGACACCAUGCAAACAAGAGACAACAAACCAAAAAACAUGAAACUUGAGAGCCAAGACCUAUACAACCUGCAGUCGGAAGACAAAAAGCCAGAUUUUAAUUGUUCUUCCCGCGAAGGCUCAAUACAAGACACACAUUUCACUUCUAUGUCUGACAUAAAUUCAGAACAAGAUAUGCAGAAAAACAUUUCAAUUUGCUCAACUUCAUACCAAGAUGAUACUACUUUAACUUCUACCUCAUGUUCCCCAAAAGACCAACAGCAAUCUGAAGACUCUGACUAACACAAAAUCUACCCAAAUGCCACACUGCUCCUGAUUAUGGAACCAAAAUAAAGAAAAACAAUAUAGUCUCCUCCAACCUAUGUUCUCAAGUAUAGUUGCUACCUUAUUCACUCAGCAGAAAACAAAGGGCAUGCAUAACACUCAAAGAAUUUGUCCUUAAUUAAAAUAAAAUGGCAACAAAUAUUAAUGCU
Messenger RNA from Odobenus rosmarus divergens (Pacific walrus), 2549 nucleotides. It is a transcript of the gene MS4A14, whose product is annotated as membrane-spanning 4-domains, subfamily A, member 14. Gene Ontology annotation, biological process: cell surface receptor signaling pathway. Gene Ontology annotation, cellular component: plasma membrane. The transcript is spliced from 8 exons. Lineage: Eukaryota; Metazoa; Chordata; Mammalia; Carnivora; Odobenidae. The record is from RefSeq and is a predicted model, not a curated record. Bases 1 to 2358 code for a protein of 785 amino acids.